Molecule: messenger RNA, 2145 nt
Organism: Dryobates pubescens (Downy woodpecker)
Lineage: Eukaryota; Metazoa; Chordata; Aves; Piciformes; Picidae
Gene: DMTN
Product: dematin actin binding protein
Exons: 17
Coding region: 237-1445 (402 amino acids)
Biological process (GO): lamellipodium assembly; cytoskeleton organization; actin filament bundle assembly
Cellular component (GO): plasma membrane; actin cytoskeleton
Molecular function (GO): actin filament binding
Source: RefSeq, a predicted model, not a curated record
AUCCCUCUCUGUCUCCAGCGGGCUGGGCGGGAGGCGGUCGCUGUGGCAACGCGCGGUGCUGCGCAGGGAGGAUGCUGGGCAUGGCUCCCGGACGGGCUGAGCUGCCUGCGGCAGGCCAUGGGCUCCCGUGAAGGAGCAGCCCCAGUGCCCCAGCCUGGCAUCAGCACCCAGAGGGAUGUGGAGCCACAGAGGCAGCGGACCCUGUGACUGACACAACCUCUCCAGCCCACAGCUGAAUGGAAAGGCUGCAGAAGCAACCACUGACCUCCCCUGGGAGCGUCUGCUCCUCCCGCGGCUCCAGCGUCCCGGGAUCGCCCUCCAGCAUCGUGGCCAAAAUGGACAACGAGGUUCUGGGCUACAAGGACCUGGCUGCCAUCCCCAAGGACAAAGCCAUCCUGGACAUUGAGAGGCCUGACCUGAUGAUCUAUGAGCCCCACUUCACCUACUCCCUCAUGGAGCACGUGGAGCUGCCCCGCAGCAGGGAGAGGUCCCUGUCCCCCAAAUCCAUCUCUCCUCCUCCAUCUCCAGAGGUGAUCCGGGAGUGGCUGGAGAGCAGGACCCCCAGCAGCGCCCCCCAGGCCCCCUCCCGCCAGGGCAGCAGCUCCACCCGCAGCAGCGUGCAGCACUUCCACCGGCCCGAGACCGACACCACCGAGCUCAACAUCUACAAGAAGCCUCCAAUCUACAGGCAGAAAGACCACCCCCACCCCGCCGCCCACCACGGGAAGCAUCUCAUCGAGGAUCUGAUCAUCGAAUCCUCCAAGUUCCCCGCGGCUCAGCCCCCGGACCCCAACCAGCCUGCCAAGAUCGAGACCGACUACUGGCCCUGCCCCCCCUCCCUGGCUGUCGUGGAGACGGAGUGGAGGCGGCGGAUGGCCUCCAAGCGAGGCGAGGAGGAGGAGGAGGAUCUGACGGAGGAGAUGAAGAACCUGCGGGAGCUGCAGAGGCAGGAGCUCAGCAAGGUCACCUCCAACCUGGGGAAGCUGAUCCUGAAGGAGGAGAUGGAGAAAUCCCUUCCCAUCCGCAGGAAAACUCGCUCCCUGCCCGACCGGACCCCCUUCCACUCCUCCCUGCACUCCAGCAGCUACAAGAGCUCCUCGCUGCCUGCCUCUGGCAGAAGCACCCUCACCCGGCUGCAGUCAGCAGAGUUCAACUCUGCAGGCAGCGAGAAGAGCAGCCCAGGCAUGCAGAAUGGUCAGCGUGGGCGCAUGGACAGAGGCAACUCCCUGCCCAGCAUGCUGGAGCAGAAGAUCUACCCCUACGAGAUGCUGAUGGUGACCAACCGAGGCCGUGUGAAGCUCCCUCCCGGUGUGGACAGGACCAGACUGGAGAGGCACCUCUCCCCCGAGGACUUCCUGCGCGUCUUCGAGAUGCCCCCCGAGGAGUUCAGCAAGUUGGCCCUCUGGAAGCGCAACGAGCUGAAGAAGAAAGCCUUCCUCUUCUGACUCCUCCUCCUCCUCAGCCCCCGGCUCAGCCCCUGUCACGCCGUCUAGACCCCUCCCUCCCCCCUGCCUUUUUUUUCCCCUCUCCCAAAGCCCACUCCCUCCUCCCCUCCCUCCCCCCAGCUCUGCUCCUCCCCUCGCUCCUCUUGUAGGCAAAGGGCUCGGGGUGAGGGGGGGAAGGUGAGGGGGGGGCUCAAAGCUGCCCUUCCCCCACUCAGCCAUGGGGCUGGGGGCAAAUCCUGCCCCGCAGUGGGCACGGUUCAGCUCGGAGGGGAGGUGUUGAGGGGGAGGUCUGUGCUGUGUGCCCCCUCCCCUGCUCUCCCCACACCCCAGCCAUGCUGCCUGGAGGGGGGAGCUGCUUUCAGUUGGCAGUGGAGAGAUUUCCCUCCUCCCUGGGGGGGGACACCCAGCCCCCCCCGGGCUGCCUCUCUGUGCCCUCACACCUUCACCCCACCAUGUGGGAAGAGCCUGGAGGGGGGGAGCACCUCACUGCCAGGCUGGUGUGCCCCCAGCAUAACCAGGCCAGCAGCCCCCCCACUUUUAACACACAGAGAGCCCCCCUCUCUUUUAACACACACACAGAGCUCCCCCCUCGCCAGGCCCUCCUGUGCCAACAGCAAGGACCCCAAAGACUCCACUGCCAACACCUGCCUGGCACCAGGCUGGCAGAGGGCAGGGCUGGGAUGCUGGGGAAGAGCACGGG